GGAGGAGGUGUUCCUGGUAGCCAUCUUGGAUGUGCGGAGUGAUUGUUUAGCGAGAAGAAUUGGACAUUUUUGUUUCAUGUCAGAGGAGAAACAAACGUUACACGGAACCGUUACCGAGCCACCGGGACCCGGACACCGAGGCAACACAUCGCUGCUCGGAAAAAUCCAGUGAAAGAAGGCAUGAAGACAUCAUCCUAGUCAUCAGUCAUGGCCGAUAAAAGGAAACUUCAAGGUGAAAUAGAUCGAUGUCUGAAAAAAGUAGCGGAGGGAGUGGAACAAUUUGAAGACAUUUGGCAAAAGCUUCACAAUGCAGCCAACGCGAACCAGAAGGAGAAAUAUGAAGCAGACCUCAAGAAAGAGAUUAAAAAGCUACAGCGUCUUCGAGACCAGAUCAAGACGUGGGUGGCAUCCAACGAGAUCAAAGACAAAAGGCAGCUAGUAGAAAACCGCAAACUCAUAGAGACGCAAAUGGAGCGGUUCAAAAUAGUGGAGAGAGAAACCAAGACGAAGGCGUACUCGAAAGAAGGUCUGGGCCUCGCCCAAAAGGUGGACCCGGCCCAGAAAGAGAAGGAGGAGGUCGGCACGUGGCUAACGAAUACGAUAGACACGCUGAACAUGCAGGUGGACCAGUUCGAGAGCGAGGUGGAGUCUCUCUCAGUCCAGACGAGGAAAAAGAAAGGAGACAAGGAGAAGCAGGACCGGAUCGAGGAGCUGAAGAAGUUCAUCGAGAAGCAUCGGUACCACAUCCGGAUGCUGGAGACGAUACUGAGGAUGCUGGACAACGACUCAGUGCAGGUGGACGCCGUCAGGAAGAUCAAGGAUGAUGUGGAGUAUUAUCUAGACUCGUCUCAGGAUCCAGACUUUGAGGAGAAUGAGUUUCUAUACGACGACCUUGACCUGGAAGACCUCCCAGCUCAGGCGCUGGUCGCAACCUCCCCACCGGGACACUCGCACUUGGAGGACGAGAUCUUCCAGCACUCCAGCAGCACACCCACCUCCACCACCUCAUCUUCACCCAUCCCCCCGUCGCCUGCCACUUGCACUACGGAGAACUCAGAAGAUGACAAGAAGAGGGGACGUUCAACAGACAGUGAAGUUAGUCAGUCGCCUGUGAAGAACGGAAACCCCUCUUCCUCGUUAUCCUCUUCCUCCUCCUCCUCAUCUUCCUCCUCCUCGUCCUCUUCCUCUUCUUCUUCCUCCGUCUCGGGACUGACCUCCUCCUCGCUGGUCUCUAUGGCGAUCAUCGCCGUGGGAGGAGGCGGCGGCGGCGGCGGCGGCAGCUCUGGGGGCAACAGUCAUCACGGCAACUCGGGGGGUCUCCUCUCCAACACUUCCGCUGGCAGCUACAGCAACGCCACCCAGCAGCAGCCGCACCCGUCAGCACAACAACAACAACAACAACAACAACAGCAACAACAGCAGCAACAACAGCAGGCCAAAAACUUAGUUAGCUCCCCCUCCUCAGCUCCCAUCUCCAACCCCAUCACCUCCACCAACAGCCACCUGGCCUCCUCCACCUCUUCUCCACCCAACGUCAGUACACAGGGGCUCUUCACUUCAAGCACCCAGUCGCAGGUUCUGUCGGGGCCCCCGCCGACCUCCAAUAGUCUCAGCCUCAGCCUCGGCCUCUCGCUGGGGAAAGGCGGCAUGUCCGGCUCCAUCACCACCAGCCCGAUGUCCUCGAGCCUGGGCCUGUCAGGGAUGCCGGCGUCCCUGAGCAACGUGGCGAGCCUCCUCUCCAGCUCCACCCCGGCGCCCUACGCUCAGGCAGCUGCUUCGGGCGCGGUCGGCUCCGGCUUACCGGGCUCUCUGGGCGGCGUCAUCACCACGUCGACCAACAGCUCGCUGGGCUCCAUCGGCAGCGGAAGCAUCACAGUCGGCGGGCCGACGUCCUCAAGUGGAGGUCUGCUGGGCUCGGCGCCGGGGCUGACCAGCAUGGGAUCGAGCAUUCUGGGUUUGAGUUCUGGUCAGUCGGGGCUGCAGGGGUCGUCCCUCGUGUCACUGAGCCCGGUCGGAGGGUUGGCGCCGGGUAGCGGGGUAGGAGUCAUCGGGAGCAACGGAGGCAGCUCGGGAUCAGUGGGGAGCGGAGUGGUCGGAGGAAACUCGUCGCUGUCCAUCAGACCGCCGAGCCAACAGAAGCAGAACGGUAGCACGAGCUUCACAGGUUACAGCGCCGUGUUAGCAGACAGCCCGACAGACUCCGCCCUCAACAGUGCCAGCCAAUCACAAAGCAGCCAACCCUCGUCUUUGACCUCCUCAGCCAUUCAGCCUAAGGACACUGGUCCCAGUUUACUGGGCUCUUUGAGUUUGUCGUCCAGCUCCCCGUCACCGGCUUUCUAUAGCGAGGCCAAGACGGUGAGCGGCAGCAGCCUGCUGAACGGACCGCUGUCUUACUCACAGUCCUCCGACAUCAUCAAGCCCCAGGAGCCUCCGAGCAGCCUGAAGUCCAUGGCCGAGCGAGCAGCACUCAGCUCAGGGAUGGAGGGAGACGUGCCCUCCCUGCACCUCACCCCAGACAUCUUCCCCAGCAGCACUACGGCCCCCUCGGGCCCCCCGUCAGCACCUCAGCCCUCGCUGUCGGAGGUCAGCAUCCCUCCGUCGUUGGGGGUGUGCCCGCUGGGGCCGGUCCCCCUCUCCAAAGACCAGCUGUACCAACAGGCCAUGGAGGAGGCGGCGUGGACGCACAUGCCCCACCCGUCCGACUCCGAGAGGAUCAGGUGCAGUGAAAUGCAGUACCUGAUGAGGAACCCGUGCCCCACCCUGCCUUUCCACCACCAGGUGCCACCGCCACACUCCGACACUGUAGAGUUUUACCAGAGGCUCUCCACAGAAACGCUCUUCUUCAUCUUUUACUACCUGGAGGGCACUAAGGCCCAGUAUCUGGCAGCCAAAGCCCUGAAGAAGCAGUCAUGGAGGUUCCACACGAAGUACAUGAUGUGGUUUCAGAGGCACGAAGAACCCAAGACCAUUACGGAUGAGUUUGAGCAGGGAACGUACAUUUACUUUGACUAUGAGAAAUGGGGCCAGCGGAAGAAGGAAGGCUUCACGUUUGAGUACCGGUACCUAGAAGACCGAGACCUCCAGUGACCUGCAACAAGAAAGACAGACAGACGGAUAAACAGACAGACAGACGGACGAAACAGACAGACGGACAGACGAACGGACAGUCGAGGAAAUGAGAGAGAGGGACAGACAGACAGAGACAGACAGACAGACAGAUGGAUGGACGGGGAGCAAAACAAGUGAAGAAGAGCGAUCCACCUGCUGACAUUCCCGGAUUUGAUCGCAGCUCGAGAUGUUCGGUGAUGGAGACCCUCCAACCUCGCCUCAUCAUCCUCACCCCGACAGUGAUUACUCCUCUCACCCUGUCAUCCCUCCUCCUCCUCCUCCUCCUCCUCUUCCUCCACCUCCUCUCCAUCCAUCAUCUUUUAUUUCCACCUUCUCCUGAACUGGAACUCAGAUAAGACACAAAAAAAUCACUGAAUAUUCAGACUAUCAUGUGCUUUUUCCCCUCCUGUGUUAUCCUGUCAUGUUAACGUUUGCUUAUAUAUCAGCCCCCGAAGAACCAAAGAUGAUUGGUUAAUCCUACAAUACAAGCUCUGUCCACUUAAAGAAAACACUGGUUUAAAUCUGUGCGUCAUCUUAGAAAACUGGCAGUAUGGAGCAGCGAAGCAGCAGCAGGGCGGAAGAAGAAGAUGAACUGACUCGAGAUCAGUGAGGAACUUAACGACCCGUAACUUUGACCCGAACCGUAAGGGCCAAAAUCCACUAGCCAUGGAUCGUUCUAAUCAAUGUUUCAAACCUGGUCCGGUUCAGAAGCGGCUCUCUGCAGCCCAGCAUCAAUCUGAACAAAGGAGCUCGAGCUAAAAGGAAGUCAGACGUAGAAACAACGUAGAGAAUCUGGUCGGAUUUCAAAAUAAAAUACCCCGUGCAAACUUCCGAUCUUAAAAACAAACAAAUUAACAAACUAUGUAGUAUAUUUACAUAAUUAAAAGCUCAUAAACGAGAAAAUGACCAAGCCAAGUCUGGCGAACAAAACAAGUGGAGUUUGAACGACAUGACGGAGACGUGCCCGGAGGUUCGAGGUGUGUGUUUUCACAAACCAGAACAUUUUGAACCUAGUUUAUCGUGUACGCCGAGCUAAAGAGCAACAGGCGUGCAAUAAAACCUCCUUUUAUGAAGGUUAUACUGUUGGAUUGUUAUAAAACAACAGAAACACCAGUCAGUUUAACAGCCGCACCUCUGUGAAAGAGUUUCAAACAUCGAAACCUUCAUGAAGGGAUUUAUUGAAGGACUGUAUUAAGAAUAAACGCCACCAAACAAUCGGUUCACACCUAACGAGGUAUCGACGCAGGUUUUACGUUACGUUCUUUCUGAAUGAAGUUUUGUUCAAGACUCAGGUAAAAAUGAAAAAACCUGGUUUAUAUGAAUUAAUUUCCCAGGAUAGAAAGCUCUAAAUUAUGAUCUCCUCGUGCUGCUGCUGCUUGUUGAGCUCCACGAUCUGACCCUUCAAUCAAUGACGGCCGUCGACCUCAACACCAACCCAACCGUUGGUCAUCGGUGGCACCACCAGGCCUCUCUCGCACUUAACUGUCUCUCAGAGGUCCCGGUGUUGUUGGUGUUGUUGUUGUUGUCGGUUUUGUGAAUCCGCCAGUCGUGGACGUCGUCGUGGUCUAAAAAUACUCCUGCCCUGCCUACUCCCAUCUAGCCAUGGUGGAGGAGUGUGACACCACAGCCAGUGAGGUGUUGGUAGUAACUGUCUUUUACCUGGUGGGCAGUGUUACAUCACAGUUUGGUUUGUUUAGAGGAAAGAGAGAAAAUAUUUCAGGAUUUAGCUUCAAAGUCUUCACCUCGUUUAAAAUUAAAUUAGAAGGUCAGUUCAUCCGAAUUACGUAAAAACACAAACGUGUCGUGGUCUCGACUGAAACGUAACAAGGUAUUGGAGAUUCUGCAUCUCUAACACGAUCGAGUUUUUAACAGUUUACACUGGAUCUACUCAUUCAGAGAUCUUGCAGUGCUUGGACUCCAUCUCCAGUGUAUGAGGUGUCUGCAGAUAUUUAAGUCACUGAUGUCCACAGAGUUCGCCCAGAAUAUCUAGCUGAAUAAAAUGGGGUGAAGAAACGCCAGUAUAGACCCUUUUUUAAAGGCGUCAUCGUCCGGGCCGAUCGAUUCAGAGUUUAAAAUUUGGCUUAAUUCGUACAAUCUUUCUCGCUGUACCUCGUCUUUUCUUUUUAUUUACUCUGCGUCACUGCUGUGGACGAGGACCGCUCGCAUAAAGAAUGUUAGCUUUUUUUGUGUUUCCUCAUUUCCAUCAUCAGCUUAGCUUAGCUUAGCAUAAAAUGUGGAAACCUUUCUCUUUAGAAAGGCAGAAAAAUUAGGGUCACUACAACAAGUUAUAAUUAGAGAAGCAGAAUAACUUCGGGAUGUGUUGGGGCUGGCUCCUGGUUGGGAGCUUUUGGCUCUCGGGG
This is a messenger RNA of Larimichthys crocea (large yellow croaker), 5468 nucleotides long. RefSeq names its product CCR4-NOT transcription complex, subunit 3b (gene cnot3b). Bases 208 to 3087 code for a protein of 959 amino acids. Gene Ontology annotation, biological process: regulation of DNA-templated transcription. NCBI's taxonomy places the organism in Eukaryota, Metazoa, Chordata, Actinopteri, Sciaenidae. Gene Ontology annotation, cellular component: nucleus; CCR4-NOT core complex. The transcript has 19 exons. The record is from RefSeq and is a predicted model, not a curated record.